UGAAAAGUUAGAAAAAGUUUGGUGUAGGUGCAGAGUCAGUUCGAGUCUAGUUCAGUCCACCACCAACUUUUGUCUCUUUACAGAGCUGGUUCCUCUCAAAGGAAUCAAUUAAGUAUCUAUAAAGACCUUUGGUCGAGAACCUCUGUGGACCGAUUCUCCCCGCCGAAUUUCGGAAUCGCAUUCGUACCAAUUCUUUUCCUCGCACAUAUUCUCACGAACCGACAUGGCGGACCUUCGAAUUCUGCUCAUCGGCAACGGCGGCCGUGAGCAUGCUCUGGCUUGGAAGCUCAGCCAGUCUUCUCGAGUUGAGCAGAUCUUUGCUGUCCCCGGUAACGGAGGAACUGCUGGAUGCCCCAAGACCUCAAACGUCUCUUCAGUCAAGGCUGAGGAUUUUGCUGGUCUUGUCAAGUUCUCUCAGGAGAACGGUGUUAGCCUUGUUGUUCCUGGCCCCGAGGCCCCUCUCGUUGACGGUGUUGAGGGAUGGUUCCGAAAGGCUGGUAUUCCCUGCUUCGGUCCCUCCAAGGAGGCUGCGCGACUUGAGGGCAGCAAGACCUACUCCAAGGAUUUCAUGAAGAAGUACAACGUUCCUACUGCUGCUUAUGAGAACUUCUCCGACUACAAUAAGGCCGUUGCCUACGUCGAUAGCGUCGACCAUGACGUCGUCAUCAAAGCCACUGGUCUCGCUGCUGGAAAGGGUGUUAUCAUUCCCCAGACCAAGGAUGAGGCCAAAGCUGCUUUGAAGCAGAUUAUGGUUGACAAGGAGUUCGGUGAUGCUGGUGAUGAGGUUGUCAUCGAGGAGCUUCUCAUUGGUGAUGAGCUCAGUGUUCUUACUUUCUGCGACGGCUACGCUAUCCGAUCUCUGCCUCUCGCCCAGGACCACAAGCGCAUCUUCGAUGGAGACCAGGGCCCUAACACUGGUGGCAUGGGAUGCUAUGCGCCUACAAACAUUGCUACCAAGGAGCUUACUGAGCUCAUCGACCGUGAGAUUCUCGAGCCCACUAUCUCCGGUAUGCGACGAGAGCAGCAGCCUUUCCGUGGUGUUCUCUUCACUGGUCUCAUGAUCACCAGCAAGGGACCCAAGGUUCUCGAGUACAACGUCCGAUUCGGUGACCCUGAAACACAAACCGUUCUUCCUCUUCUCUCUGCCGACACUGAUUUGGCUGAGAUCAUGCUUGCUUGCGCCAACGGCUACCUCGACAACUGCAAGCUUACCAUUGAGAACAAGUUCAGCGCCACUGUUGUCCUUGCUUCUGGUGGUUACCCCGGUUCUUACCCCAAGGGUAAGGCCAUGUCUGUUCAGACUCCUCCCGCUGGCUGCAACAUCUUCCACGCUGGUACCACACUCGACAGCACUGGUCUCAAGACAUCUGGUGGUCGUGUCAUCGCUAUCAACGCUGUUGGCGACUCUCUCCGAGCUGCUGUUGAUGCUGCUUAUGCCGCUCUUGACAAGAAGGUCAUUGAGUUCGAGGGUGCUUUCUACCGAAAGGAUAUCGCUCACCGGGCUUUCCGCUUAACUGCUCAGACCUCCAUGACUUAUGCUCAGGCUGGUGUCGAUAUUCAAGCCGGCAACGACUUUGUCGAGAAGAUCAAGAAGGCUGUUGCCAGCACUAAGCGACCUGGAGCUGAUGCUGAAAUUGGCGGCUUCGGUGGUGAGGUCGACCUGUCUCAAGCUGGUUACCCUCAAGCUCCCAUUACCGUUGGCAUCGAUCUGGUUGCCAUGAACGUCAACGAUCUCGUUGUUCAGGGUGCUACCCCUGUUAUGUUCCUCGACUACUAUGGAUGCAGCAAGUUGGAUCUCUCUACUGCUGCUGACUUCGUUCAAGGUGUUGCUGAUGGUUGCCGACAAGCUGGAUGUGCCCUUGUUGGUGGCGAGACUGCUGAGAUGCCUGGCAUGUAUCAGAACGACGACUACGACGCUGCUGGUUGCGCUGUCGGUACCGUUACUGCUGACAUCAAGCUUCCUCGCAAGGAUGACAUGGCUCAAGACGAUGUCCUCCUCGGUCUCGGCUCUGCUGGUGUCCACUCCAACGGUUUCUCCCUGGCCCGUCGCAUUGUCUCUCGCGCUGGCCUCAGCUACACUGACCCUGCUCCCUGGGACCAGUCCACCACUGUCGGCGAGUCCCUUCUCACUCCCACACGAAUCUACGUCAAGUCUCUCCUGCCCAUCCUCUCUCACAUUAAGGGUCUUGCUCACAUCACCGGUGGCGGUCUCGUCGAGAACGUUCCCCGUAUGAUCCCCGAGCUUGCUUGAUCCACAACGUUGACUCGUGGAAGGCUGAGACAGCGGUGCCUAGUAAGAGAA
Messenger RNA from Fusarium redolens, 2302 nucleotides. Its product is annotated as phosphoribosylglycinamide synthetase. The record is from RefSeq and is a predicted model, not a curated record. Gene Ontology annotation, molecular function: phosphoribosylamine-glycine ligase activity; phosphoribosylformylglycinamidine cyclo-ligase activity; ATP binding. NCBI's taxonomy places the organism in Eukaryota, Fungi, Ascomycota, Sordariomycetes, Hypocreales, Nectriaceae. The transcript is spliced from 4 exons. Bases 224 to 2251 code for a protein of 675 amino acids. Gene Ontology annotation, cellular component: cytosol. Gene Ontology annotation, biological process: adenine biosynthetic process; 'de novo' IMP biosynthetic process.